Molecule: messenger RNA, 6462 nt
Organism: Girardinichthys multiradiatus
Lineage: Eukaryota; Metazoa; Chordata; Actinopteri; Cyprinodontiformes; Goodeidae
Gene: cpne5a
Product: copine Va
Exons: 21
Coding region: 507-2228 (573 amino acids)
Biological process (GO): cellular response to calcium ion
Cellular component (GO): plasma membrane
Molecular function (GO): calcium-dependent phospholipid binding
Source: RefSeq, a predicted model, not a curated record
CACAUCGCGCUCUCGAAAGCUGAUUGAAAAUAAAUUCACCUGAGAUUUAGUUAGUUAUUUUAUUGGUUUUAUUUUACAGGAUCUUUCAACUAAUUGAGACAAAAAUUACGACCAGUGUGCCAAAAAUCAGAGUCAGCUACAGCUCUGCUUGUGGGCUACAGCUGGAGAAUGCAGGCAGGAGGGGUGGAGUUCACUGCAUUUACUUUUCAAAGCGCCUCCGUCUCAGACAGAAGAAGCUCAUUCUGCGGAGUUUGAACUGAUAGGUCCUGGCAUUUGAUCCGUCCCACCUUGCUUCAAAUCAGUCGCCUCCCUGCCGCUGUUACUGCUGUCUCAGUUAAACUUUCCAUGCUGUUGACCGUCCAGCGGACCGCAUCCAGGAGGUUUGUCUGGACCGCGCUCGCUCCUGCUCGCUCGGCUGCCGCGCUCCGGUUCUCCGUCCUCGGCUCUCCAGGUCCAGCAGGACUCACUCACACGGCCACAGGAACUGGCCCGGGUCUCCCACACGCAUGGAGGGGGACGUUAUGGACAAGGUGGAGGCCACGGCAACGGUCUGUGACUUCGACCCCAUGAGUGGAAGCAUCCCUGCCACCAAAGUGGAGAUCACCGUGUCCUGCAGGAAUCUUUUGGACAGAGACACCUUCUCCAAAUCUGACCCAUUGGUUGUGUUGUACACCCAGGGCGUGGAGUCCAAACAGUGGCGGGAGUUUGGGAGAACGGAGGUGAUAGACAACACGCUAAACCCGGAUUUUGUCAGAAAGUACAUCCUGGACUACUUCUUUGAGGAGAAGCAGAACCUGCGCUUUGACGUGUAUGAUAUUGACUCUAAGAGUCCAGAUCUGGCAAAACAUCCCAACGACUUUAACGAUUUCCUGGGACAGGUCUUCUGUACACUGGGAGAGAUUGUGGGCUCGCCUGCCAGUCGCUUAGAGAAACAACUAGUGGGCAUACCUGGGAAGACAUGCGGAACCAUAAUCUUAUCAGCUGAGGAGCUUGGAAACUGCAGAGAUUACGCCACCAUGCAGUUCUGUGCCAACAAAUUGGAUAAAAAGGACUUCUUUGGAAAGUCAGACCCCUUCAUAGUGUUCUAUAGAAGUAACGAGGAUGGCACGUUCACCAUUUGUCACAAGACCGAGGUGGUGAAGAACACCCUGAAUCCUGUGUGGGAGUCCUUUUCCAUCCCAGUCAGAGGACUCUGCAAUGGGGACUAUGACAGGACAAUCAAGGUGGAGGUGUUUGACUGGGACAGAGAUGGGAGUCACGAUUUCAUUGGUGAAUUCAUCACAAGCUACAAAGAGCUAUGCAGAGGCCAGAGCCAGUUAAAUGUGUAUGAGGUGGUGAAUCCAAAGAAGAAACUAAAGAAAAAGAGAUACAUCAACUCUGGCACGGUGUCAUUAUUAUCAUUCAAUGUAGAGUCUGAGCACACAUUCUUGGAUUACAUCAAAGGAGGAACUCAGAUUCACUUCACAGUGGCCAUUGAUUUCACUGCAUCAAACGGAAAUCCUUCGCAGUCCACCUCACUACACUACAUGAACCCUUAUCAGAUGAAUGCCUAUGCCAUGGCUCUGAAGGCUGUGGGAGAGAUUAUUCAGGACUAUGACAGUGAUAAGAUGUUCCCUGCACUGGGAUUUGGUGCUAAGCUCCCACCUGACGGGAGAGUGUCUCAUGAAUUUCCACUGAAUGGCAACAUUGAGAACCCGUACUGUAACGGUAUCGAGGGGAUUCUUGAAGCUUACCAUCAAAGCCUUAAGACGGUUCAGCUGUAUGGACCCACCAACUUCGCUCCUGUUGUUAAUCAUGUGGCAAGGUACGCAGCGGCUGUGCAGGAUGGAUCUCAGUACUUUGUUCUACUCAUCAUUACAGACGGAGUAAUAUCAGACAUGGCUCAGACCAAGGAGGCCAUAGUGAAUGCUGCAAAACUCCCGAUGUCUAUCAUCAUUGUUGGAGUUGGUCAAGCUGAGUUUGAUGCAAUGGUUGAGCUGGAUGGUGAUGAUGUCAGAAUUUCAUCACGGGGGAAGUUGGCAGAGAGAGAUAUCGUGCAGUUUGUACCAUUUAGAGACUACAUGGACCGUACAGGUAACCACGUUCUCAGCAUGGCACGGCUGGCCAAAGACGUUCUGGCUGAGAUCCCUGACCAGCUGAUCUCCUACAUGAAGAGCAGAGCCAUCAAACCCAACUCUGUCCCCCCAGCUUACUCAUCCUGCGUGCAGCCUGAGACUGAGUCUGUUUGAUCCCCGCCUCCCAAGCACCACUGCCCUGGAUGGAGCAGGUUAUAGAUUAAUGCAAGAAACAAUAGUGGAAAGUGGAAAUGCUUUGGGGGCACUUUUACCCCAGUGAAACACACAAUAAAACUCCAUGAUGAGUUGGAGUAGUGAGACAGCUGUAGAGGAACUUGUUGAUAAUCAGAGUGUUUUUUUUUUUUGCUCUGAGAGCACUGAGAAGAGAGCGGUGUAAAGAGAAGCUUUAGAUGUUUGCUGUCAAACUUGUCAAAGUGGAUAUGUAACGGAAAGUGAACCUCUAGAGAGAGGCCUUUUUGAAGGGGUACAUAUAUUAGGAUGUGCCAGUUUGUAUUAUGUCCGUAAUACCUUUUUGAAGUUUGUGUGUUAAUCUAGGAACCCCUUAUGAAUACCAUUUUUUAUUUAAUUACUUAUUUAUUGUAGAAAUAAUUUAUUGCUUUCAGAAGAUUUUAUUGGGUGGGGAUUGAAGUCAUUUAGAAGCAUAUACCCUGUAGUUUUCCAUCUUAUAUUUUGUGACCAGUGUGAAGAAAAUAAUCCCCCAUUUCUACUUUGGUAAAGACUGUAACAUAGAAGCAUGUGAUAAAAUCUAUCUAACAUUGUAGGAAUCAUUUUCACUCAUGGGAAAUUUUUUGAUUGCAAGCUGUAACAUAGUCUACUGCCAUGCAGAGUUUUCAUGACUUAUAUGUAUUUCUAAUCUUUAUAUUAACAGAAUGCACUAAUUACUGUCAAAACAAAAGCACAAAGUCCUUAUAUUAUUAAACUACAUACUAUUAUUUUGAAAAAUACAGCCAGAAUGAAAAUCUUGGAAAGGAUGACAGAUUACAUUUUAACACAGCUUUAAUACUCUCUUCUAAUAUUUUAGACAAAAUUAUUAUUUAGGAUAUAUUAUACAGAAUAUACCUAUAUAUUAAACUAUAUUUUACUUACCAUAAUGAGCAGGAUGUUUAUAUGAAAUAACUACAUAAAUUCUAGCACAUCCUCAUUUUGGCUAUCUGUAUGCAAAGAAGUAAAUUGUACAUGAAUGAGACUCUUUUGCCAUUUCUCUGUUUGUGUUUCUCAACAUUAUAUUUGUUGUUGUUGUACCUAAUUAUCUGGCAUUUUGUUUGGCACAUUUGAAGGAUCCUACUUUUGAAACUCUGUUGUCAACUUGCUCCCAUCAUUUCUACCUUAAAUGUAUUUAAAUUUUCUUGAGGGUGGUUUGAACAAUCAGAAAUACUUUACCAGAAAUAAUUGGGCUAUAAUUGCGUGCAUGUGUAAGCUUUUUUUUGCUUGUUUGUUUUCCAUUUAUCUACCAAAAACUGGCAUAGUAAAACUGAACAGUUUGAGUGAAGCUGAAGCUUAACUGUAUUUAAUCUGGGUCCAUUGUUUUGUUUUUGCUAUUGUGUAUGCCUCCAUAUGUAUUUUGUUUUCUGUAUGCAUUUUUUCCAACUACCAUUGAUACCAUUUAGAGCUUACACUGUUUAGACAAACUGUAUCUCAUUGUGAUUAAAGCUCAUACACCUCCCUUGAAACUUAUCUAUUCCCCUUUUUGGCUAUGUAAAAAGACUGUAAGAAGCAUAAAUUAAUCUUUCAGCACAGCAGCAUGAUCUCACACUGAAGAUUUUUGAAAAAUCCAGCCUUUAACCACAAAUGUUAUUAUUUUGAAGGUUGAGCAAAUAGCUUUGAGAACAUAGUGUAUGUUUUCUGUAGGAUUUAGGUCUGGCGACCGAGAAGGCUGAUUGAACUUUACUGUAUCCAGUAAAGCCUGUCUGUGUUAAUUUGGCCAUAUGUUUUGGAUUAUUAUCCUGCCUAAAACACCUGUAAGGAAAAUCUCCUUAUUGCCAUUCUUUGAAAGAUAAACAAGCCCUUAGCAUGACAAUUCCUCCACCAUACUCAAAUGUAGGCAUGAGCUCCUUUUCCACACAUUUGUCCAUUAUUUACAUGAAACCAACCUGUAGUGUUUGUUGCCAAAAAACUCAAUAUUAGUCUCACCUGACCAAAGCACGCAGUUCCGCAGGUCCGAGGACAUUUUAGUAAACUCUACAUCUACUUAGCAGCUCCAAGAUGCUAUUCCUUACUAAAAUUAAAGUUUGGAUAUUUUUAAUUUUUCUUACCAUUACCUUCACUGUGCGUACCGGCAAAAAAAAAACUGUAAUCUUCCUCUAGACUGUUAAUUGUGGCUCUGUCAGUGAAUAUUGGCAAACUUAGGCACUUUAUUGAAUUAUGAAAACUUUUGGAAAAAAGAUGAUGAAUUUGUAAAGCAUAAAUAAAAUGAAAAGUCACAUUUACUGUAUUUUAUAGAAAAUGUCAGUGUUUCCUGUAGCAGCACUGUUUUUUUUAAACCAGUAGCUUCUUAAAGUUGGUGUUUUAACCCACUGAAUAAAUGUAUAAAAUUAAAUGUUGGAUUUUUCUACAUUACUUAGCGUGGGAAUAUGCUAAUGCAGCAAAAGAUUAAUUCAUGUAAGACUUUUUUAUCAUCUUUCCAGGGGAGCCAUUGAUAAAAGUUCAAAUUUUGUUGUGCAAUUAAAAUUUUGGAUAGUUGCUGAUACAUCCUUGUUCAUGGCACCAUCUUUUGGAAGAAGCAAAUAGAACAUCAUUUCACUGUUCACUUUCUCACUGUCACUCAAUAUCUCGACCCAGAUGUGCCUACUGUAUUAAAAACAUAUCCAAAUUCAGUUUACCCAGGUGUUCUACAGGUAUACAUUAAGAUUGGGACUGUUCACUAAUGAUGUUGCUAAGCCUUGUUGUACACUUUUUAAAACCAUGACUUGUUUACAAUUUAACUGUUGCUAUUUGCAUCAUUCACCUUUUGGAUAAAGACAGCACUAAUGGGUUUCAUUAAGAUAUUUAUGUUUUCAGUUUGCUGUUAUUUAUUUAUUUAUUUAUUUUUUGGUCUUGUUUCUAUUUAAAGUAUUAUUGAAUGACAGUGGAGAACCGAUGUUUACAAAAAAUGCGAGUCUAGUUUUUUUUUUAUGCUUACGUAAUGAUUUUUCUUUGUCAUUUCCUGUUCUGUAACUCCUGCUACAUUAAGUGCUCUCUGCGAACUGAAAGAGUCUGAUGAGUCUGCAGAAACUGAGUCCAGAGGCACUAAGCUCCUUAUGGUUAGGGUUAACCCAAAACCUCACUUAUCUUUUUUCUAAAUUGUUCUGCAGUGAUUACAUUUUUCUCUCAGAAGAAAAGGCAGAGUUUAAUCUGCGUGUAAAGUAACUGCUUCAUCUGACCUCAAACAAGGCAAUUAGGUUACAUUACAGCUAUAAAUACCAGUAUAACUCUACAGAAAGCAAUUUAGUUCAAAAUAAAACAGCUGAUAUAUACUGUACUUCUGAAAUAAAAUGCAUCAUCAUCAUGGUUUAACAGUUUAAAUUUUGAUGGGUUAUUUGCAUAAAUUAGAAGUCAGACUUCUAAUUUCUUAUAAAGCGAAGAAUUUAGCAGCAGGAAGCGGGAAGCAUUAAUAUGAAGGUCAUAGCCUGUGACAAUAAAAUAACAUUGGAAGUAGAGGUGGUGCACUUUUCAGAUGGAAUUAAUGUAGUUAUUAUGACAACAAAUCAGUUGAACAAGGAUUAAAUGCUUUUUAUGAGCACAUCUAAGAAUAUGAUUAGGUUUUUUUCUUUUCCCUGAGGCCUAUAACAUCCUCACAGGGAUAUCAGAAAAACUGCAAUGGAUAAGGUGAUUACUCUUAUGCAAUUGUGAAAUAUUAGCAGUUCUGAGUUAUGUUUUUCAGCAGCAUAGCAGUUUAUUUUCUUUAGUGGAAUUCGAUUUGUUUGUAAUUUCUUUUUAGCUAGUCUUUGAGGCUGAACUCUAAUUAUGUACAUAAGCCCUGUAUGAGGAAUGUGCAGUGCCAACAUGUGUUCAGCUGUUGAACCUUAGCCUCUGUAGACAAUGUGCAUGUUUGUGCCAAAGUGGCAGGAAGUUUGGUGGUUAAUCUUCCUUUCACCUGAUUUUUGCAUCACCCACUGGAUUUAUUUGUGACAUAGGGUGCCGUUCGGAGAUAAUGGCCUCUUCUAGCAUGUUGCAUCUAUGCUUUCUCUCCAUUCUGGUCCUAUCAUACACCAACUGAAUGGGUUCUUCUUGCCACUGCUCCUGUUUUAACCCAGGUUGUUUACAUACCUCUUUCGAUCUAUGACUUGCAUGCUAAAAAAAGAAUUUCCAAACCAGGAGUUGAACACAAUUCUGUCGUCAUAUUGUGGUUUGUGAAAUGCUUUGUAAUGGAUUGCCUUAACUGAAGACUAAUAAACAAUUGAUAACUUUG